AUGUCGUUUUCAUCUCUUGUACAAGACAUCGCAUUCCGCGACCCCUCGCUACAGAAUCCUCGUGCUAGUGGCAGUACGAUUAAUAGCAAUAUUGAUGAUCAAUCCACCAUCUCGCGCAGGUCGCAAGCUCGUUCGUAUGCAUCCACUGCUGCUACCAGUGUGAGCAUCGCAGGCGAUAUCUCUAGUCAACUGCAUGCGGGGUACAGCCAUCCUCUGUCAAGAGCAUGGCAAGCUGAAAGACAAUUGACGAAGUCGAUGCUCAUUUACCCCCUUUUCAUUACCGAUAAUCCUGAUGAAUUCACCCCCAUCCCCUCUCUACCGAACCAGAAUCGCCUGGGCCUCAAUAAAUUAAUCUCUUUCAUCACACCACUGGUGCAAAAGGGCUUACGGUCUGUCAUCCUUUUUGGCGUGCCCUUGGCUCCCACUGCCAAAGAUGCACUAGGCACUGCGGCGGACGAUCCAGAAGGUCCGGUCAUCCAAGCCAUCCAGCUGCUUCGCCGAAACUUCCCCCAGCUCUUCAUCGUCGCUGACGUGUGUCUCUGCGAGUACACGUCGCACGGCCACUGUGGUAUCCUGCGCGAUGAUGGGAGUCUCAAUAAUGCUAUGUCCGUUGAGAGGAUCUCUGACGUGGCCAUGGCGUACGCCCAGGCCGGAGCCCACUGUGUAGCUCCCUCAGACAUGAACGACGGACGAAUCCGGGCCAUAAAAUUAAAACUUAUUGAGGCCGGCCUUUCCCAUCAAGUCAACCUGAUGAGUUACGCCGCCAAGUUCUCUGGGUGCCUGUACGGCCCAUUCCGCGAUGCGGCGGGCUCGUGCCCCAGUUUCGGCGACCGGAAGUGUUACCAACUGCCACCGGGAGGACGAGGGUUGGCUCGAAGAGCCAUAGCCCGAGACAUCCAAGAAGGCGCCGACAUUAUCAUGGUCAAGCCCGCGAGCUCCUACCUGGACAUCAUCUCCGACGCGAAAGAAAUCGCCAAAGACAUGCCCAUUGCCGCAUACCAGGUGUCAGGUGAAUACGCAAUGCUCCAUGCCGGUGCCAAGGCAGGAGUCUUUGAUUUGAAGCAAAUGGCCUUCGAGAGCACCGAAGGCAUCUUGCGAGCCGGUGCGGGAAUUGUCAUCAGCUACUUCACGCCCGAGUUCCUCGAUUGGUUGAGUGCAUAG
Exophiala aquamarina CBS 119918 is the source of this 1161-nucleotide messenger RNA. RefSeq names its product delta-aminolevulinic acid dehydratase. Gene Ontology annotation, biological process: heme biosynthetic process. Gene Ontology annotation, molecular function: zinc ion binding; porphobilinogen synthase activity. Bases 1 to 1161 code for a protein of 386 amino acids. Gene Ontology annotation, cellular component: cytosol. The transcript has 2 exons. NCBI's taxonomy places the organism in Eukaryota, Fungi, Ascomycota, Eurotiomycetes, Chaetothyriales, Herpotrichiellaceae. The record is from RefSeq and is a predicted model, not a curated record.